CUUAACUACAACGUACCUAGUAGGCUACGUAGGCAGGCUGUAGCUGCACCUAGGGCUGUGAUUGCCUGCAUCUAUCAUCUACUAUCGCAAUAUUUCGUCGUCGCAUCUCUCUUCCGUGCUUGACACUUUGAAAAAAGAUCCAGCCUUUUACUGCAACCAAUCCGACCAUAACACCUAGGUAAUUCGCAAACAUCAUUGUUUCAUAUUGUGCAUACUUACCUACCUACUCCUCCCCAUUACAUCCUCCCCAAUCAAAUAAUAUAGGAACGAAAAGCAACAAAAAAUCCUUGACCAUUGCUUCGUUUCGUGAACACCCGCUUCUUUUUGCACACCUUACUGAGCUGUAACCACAGAUAGAUUGAUUCCGAACUAACCAGUCUCAAGGUAUCUAAGAUCACCUGAAGGUUACGCCGACCUGGAGUCAUCCUAACCUGGGCUUAUACCUCGCCCUCUAAUCAUUAUCACCACUACGGCUACCCGCUACUCGCUACCCGCUACCCAAGAGCACCAAUCAUCACCAUCCGAAAUCGACCUAUAAACGCCAAACACCUUUCGCGUAUACGUCCCGCGACUACUUGCUCAGGUUCGUUCCUGGGCACCCACCACCAUCACAAUGGCCGCAAGAAAAUUGCAACAAGAAAUAGACAAGUGCUUCAAAAAGGUUGCUGAGGGUGUUGCUGAAUUUGAUGGUAUCUACGAGAAGAUCGAGCAAUCGAAUAACCCCGCCCAGAAGGAGAAGUUGGAAGACAAUCUCAAACGUGAGAUCAAGAAGCUACAACGAUUACGUGACCAGAUAAAGACAUGGGCCGCUAGCAAUGACAUCAAGGAUAAGGCUCCGUUGCUCGAGCAUCGGAAGCUGAUAGAGACGCAAAUGGAACGGUUUAAGGCCGUGGAAAAGGCUAUGAAGACGAAAGCCUAUUCAAAAGAGGGUCUCUCAGCAGCUGCUAAGCUAGAUCCGAAGGAACAAGCUAAAGUAGAGGCAGGCGAAUUCCUAAGCAGCAUGGUGGACGAACUUGAACAGCAGAUCGAGGCACUCGAGGCUGAGGGGGAAGCAAUACAGGCUACAAUGAAGAAGGGCAAAAACCAUGCAUCCAAAGCUGACCGUAUGGCAACCAUCGAGCGCAUAAUCGAAAGACAUAAAUGGCAUCAAGGGAAGCUCGAGUUGAUUCGCCGCUCGCUAGAUAACGGAGGUGUCGAAACCGAUCAGGUGAACGAUCUGGAAGAGAGCAUACGUUAUUACGUGACAGAUGGUAUGACUGAUGACUAUAUCGAAGACGAAGGACUCUACGACGAGCUCAAUCUCCAAGAAGAAGAGGAUGUCUAUGGCAUGGGUCAAGAAAACGAUAGAGUCUCGUCGCAGGAUACACAGUCUAUACAAGAAGACACUUUGGAGGCCGAUUCACGUUCCGGAAGCUUACCUGGAAAAUCGCGAAGUGGUGUAGAAGCCGCCGCUGCCGCUGGACGACGGCCAUCUACACAGCUCAAGUCCCCUCUUCCGACUCUAGCCACAUUACAUAACCCGCUCACGAAUGUUACGAAUGGCAGUUCUACCAAUUCUGGCAUGAAGCCAGCAUCCUUGCCACAACGGCCAGCUAUAGAAGGCUUGAAGUACGCGUCGGCAGCUGCAGCAGCAGCAGCAAGCGACAAGAACAAUGUUGGUAUCGCACCACUUCCUCCACCGCCAGGAUCACAACCAGUAUCAGGGACACCAGGCAUAUCACCGUUACCACCUGCUGCGCCAUCGAGAACGAGCGCGGCAAGCUCGCCAAAUACGGCGUUUUUACAACCGGCCCCUUCAGAGCAGCAGAGAAUAGGGAAUUUGUUGCUUCCUACCAACGUACCGGAACCCAAGGUAUCCGACUCCACGUCGAAGAAGUCGGAGAAGACAUCUGCUAAGACUGCAGGCAAGGCGCCUGCCACAGUGGACCACACAGAGCCAGCGAAAGCAGCUCAAACAAACGGGGUUGCAAAUGGUAUUAAGCCUAUUGAGGAGAAGGAGGAAGAGUCCAUAUACCAUCUUCCUGCUUCCCUGCAGGAUCUGGUAGAGUCUUUCGAGGUAACGAAGAAGCGCUCGCUGCCAGUGAACAGCCCGUCUCAUCUCCGUAUGAUGGCGGCUUCUCAUGCCAACCUAAACAUACACGAUGCUGUCGAUUCAGAGCCGACCCGAACGUACAAACCGGAUACUCGGUAUCCGUCGGCAUCGGGGUACCCACAAGAACCCUUACCUAUAUUUGAGGACCCGCGGCUUUACUCCCGCAUUGAACCAGACACCCUCUUCUAUGUAUUUUACUACAAGCAGGGCACAUACCAGCAAUAUCUGGCGGCAAAGGCACUAAAGGACCAAAGCUGGAGAUUCCACAAGCAGUACCAAACUUGGUUCCAGCGUCAUGAGGAGCCUAAGAGCAUAACAGAGGAGUUUGAGCAAGGAACGUACCGUUUCUUCGAUUAUGAAUCCACUUGGAUGAACCGAAGAAAGGCUGACUUCAAGUUCGCGUACCGAUUUCUCGAGGACGAUGUAUGAAGAUGUUUAACCUACCUACUUACCUAGCUAUGGGUAGGUAGGCAGAUACGCGUCAUGGUUAAUAAUGAAUGGGAAUCCCUUGCCUGUUAGGGCUCGUUGUAUGCAAUAUAAUCACGCUGCUCGUCUGGGGAGUCGUCGCAAACGGUCUACCCAUGUCACAAUAUUUGUAACCGAAUACAGAAAGAGAUCGCGCUGGUCUUAUUCCAAUCACUCUGUUUUUGUUUCCAAGUUUGCAAUGCCGUUCUCGCCCCGGUUACAAAGUAACCCCCAUAUCACGAACUAAUGAUUUGCCAAUGAAUGCAACGCCUGUAAUAAAACUGAUGAAUGUACCUACCUACCUAGUAGGUUCUCUUAAUGAUAAUUACCUUGUACCUAGUUCUCAACGCAAUCUUCUCACCGCCCCUAGCACUUUCAGCUCAAGUUAUAUCGGUCAUGUGCCGAGCCAUACUCGGCCAAUGAAAGUGAAUCGAGACUCUGGG
Molecule: messenger RNA, 3000 nt
Organism: Hypoxylon fragiforme
Lineage: Eukaryota; Fungi; Ascomycota; Sordariomycetes; Xylariales; Hypoxylaceae
Product: Not1 N-terminal domain, CCR4-Not complex component-domain-containing protein
Exons: 4
Coding region: 614-2521 (635 amino acids)
Biological process (GO): nuclear-transcribed mRNA poly(A) tail shortening; regulation of DNA-templated transcription
Cellular component (GO): P-body; CCR4-NOT core complex; nucleus
Source: RefSeq, a predicted model, not a curated record